Giardia duodenalis is the source of this 2127-nucleotide messenger RNA. RefSeq lists its product as uncharacterized. The coding region runs from base 1 to 2127 and encodes 708 amino acids. Lineage: Eukaryota; Fornicata; Diplomonadida; Hexamitidae. The record is from RefSeq and is a predicted model, not a curated record. The transcript has a single exon.
AUGCAGUCGUCACUCAUGCACACUGAUGAUCCUGCCACACAGCAAGCAUGUGAUACGGAGAAUGAGGUGGAGGAUAGCGAGAUAGAUGAGCAUGGUGGAGAAGCAUCCGAAAGCCCAGCACUGCUUCAAUCUGACCUUCCCGUUGAAAAUGAGAACUGGUGGUAUACAGACGGGUCCUACCACUUAAAGCAAACCACUAUGCCGAAACCCCUUCACUUUGCUAAGCCACACCACACCAUAGACCCUCUAGUCACAUUCAAGUCUAUGCCAGCACCCACACAUGUUACCUUGUCUCCAGGGCUGGGGAGGCUGAUGAGGAACACCAUGGAGAAUGGAGCUUCUACAGGGCAUGCGUAUGGGCUGCAAUUUGACGACCUGUUUAAAAUAGAUGCACAGGCUCGACCUCAUGUUGACAUGGACGCCCUUAUGAAAGAAAAACGGCUCAAGGUAACGAUGAACGCUGUGAGGUAUCCACGCCAAUCCGCCUAUCAGGUUGACGUCAAUGAUAGGGAUAAUAGUCUCUCCUCAGUGGCCACAGACGAGUCUUUUCAGCUUUGUGAAGACAAGCUCAACGAUGGCCAUAGUUAUGUGGAUGAAGAAUGUGAGGAAAAUCCGAACUAUGAAGUGACUUCGCACGGAGGGUCACAGCAUCUGUGUAGCGAUAAAGUUUCCACUCGCUUACUUUUGGAAGAGGUUGAUGAACACCUGAUGCACCUAAAGAGUCGGCUACGUACAAUGAGUGCCCGAGGAUUUACUUCAGCAGAUCGUCUCCAGGACGCUUCUUUUGGUAAAGGAAAAUAUAACGGAAACAAACGCCCCAAAUAUGACAGACUUACUAUCUCUAUGUCAGGUGCAGAUGGAACCUACGAGAUUAAUGGCCAGGACUUUGAAGAGGCGGUUCGGAUGGUCUCUAAGGCCCCACCACGCAAGUGGAAGAGGAUAACCCCUGAUGCUGCCAUGUUGGGUAAAAAUUAUUCAGCCCAUCCUACUCCAGAUGCAAUAGAGCUUUUGAACAGAAGAAUUCUCAAUGAGAUUGAUCGACGAGACAUCAUUGCGAUCAGCGAGUUACAGACACGUAAUCACAUCAAUGGUGGUGAAAAGCUAGCUAUGGCCACGAUUCCCAGGCAAGCAGGAGGAAGCAACACCGCAAUGAUCAAGCGGACAACAGCUCCGUUCAGGAAGACUGGAAGGCUCAGAGGACGGUCACUUCCUCUGACUAUAGCACGCGCGGCGGUGCAUGGGGAUUCAUCCGGGUGCAGGAUAACAUCAUAUGGCGAAGAGAUGGCCCCAGCUGCUCUAUUGAAGUCUAAAGCAGAAAGUAGGCCAUUCGAUUUUUCCAUGCUCUCUGGAGAGAUACGAUCUGGUCAGCGCACAUCUAUCACAAGGGUGGGGUGUCUUCCGCACAUAGCAGCAAAAUCAGAAGCCCCCUUAUGCAGACCCGUGACAGCACAGUCCAUUCGUUCAGGUCACACUGCUCGAGAUACAGCCACAGAAUCUAAGAAACAAAGCUCCUCCUUAGAUUUGGAGCCGCAGGUAACAUUGCCAGAAAAGAAUCUAACAAACAAACCACUUAUUUCUAUUCCAGACGAGACGUAUUAUGAACUAAACUUGUUGAAAAAAGAUGAUCUUGAUAUGACAGGAACCAACUUCGAUGCAAUAUCAAAUAUCUUAGCCCAGCUACGGGCUGAUGAGCAACACCUGGUUACUAUUUUACGGGACACGGAAGGUGUAAGGACAAAUUACCCCAUUGACGCGUGGCAUGCGUCCAAGGGAGGUCAAUUUUCUACGGGGCUAGCACAAACUAACUCGCUACUUUCUAUGCGCGCAGAGACACUUGAGAAAAUAGCACGGUAUCGGCAGCAGCUAGGAAUCAUUGAGCAAGAGGAUAUUGCGAAGGAAAAAUCUGUCGCAUUAUAUGACCAGAAGCCUCCUUCGGUAUAUGUUAAUGAGCGGAUGAACACGGUCUAUCCAGAUACUAAGUAUGUUUCUUUGAGCACUGGGGAUCAGCACAUUAAAGAUGACACAGACGCAGAGGCUUUGAUUCAAAGAAUACUUUCUAAAAACCUUUGUACCAAUGAGGAUGGUACCGUCGAAGCUAAGAAUACAGCUGUCGACGUGGCGAUUUAA